Molecule: messenger RNA, 558 nt
Organism: Colletotrichum spaethianum
Lineage: Eukaryota; Fungi; Ascomycota; Sordariomycetes; Glomerellales; Glomerellaceae
Exons: 1
Coding region: 1-558 (185 amino acids)
Molecular function (GO): carboxy-lyase activity
Source: RefSeq, a predicted model, not a curated record
AUGUUUCUUUCAAACAAACCUCCCGCGAAACCGCUUCCCCGCUUCCAAACCAACACGCCGCUGGAUUCGACCUUUGACAAGGAUAUCCGCGAUACGCAUCUUAUAUAUGACUACAAUGCCGAAGACGCGAACGGCAAGCCAGAGAAAUGGCGCUACGAAAUGUGGUUCUUCUCGGAUGAUCGCAUCGUCUACGCAAUUCAUGGCGGGCCGAUGGCGGGCCGCGUGAACUACCAGACAGCGACCUAUCAAUGUAUCCGGCCUGGAGAGCUGUGGCAGGUUAACUGGUUGGAAGAGACGGGGACCGUUUGCUCGUUAGUGUACGACAUCCCGAAGCAGAAGAUUUCGACGCUCAUCUCUUUCUCGAGAGGACAUUGGGAGAACCCUCAAGCGGCGCACGGUGACAAGCGCAAUCCAGGCGAUUUUGCGCGUUGGAGAGUACUGGCGAGGUUUGGGAACCAUACUGAUAGGUUCAUGUUGUCUGAGCAGGCGGAUAUUGCUGAGAAUUUCAAAGGAAGAGGGGAUCUUGAACCAAUUACAGAGGAUGCGCAAACGUUUUGA